Molecule: messenger RNA, 2055 nt
Organism: Hansenula anomala
Lineage: Eukaryota; Fungi; Ascomycota; Saccharomycetes; Phaffomycetales; Wickerhamomycetaceae
Product: chloride channel protein
Exons: 1
Biological process (GO): chloride transport; transmembrane transport
Cellular component (GO): early endosome; membrane; Golgi apparatus
Molecular function (GO): voltage-gated chloride channel activity
Source: RefSeq, a predicted model, not a curated record
UAUUCAAAUUUAUCAUCAAUUGAUUGGGCUCAUGAAUAUGAAAGAGAGAGGCAUUUUAAAAAAUUCACCAAUUCCCAAACUCCAUGGCAUCGUACCUUACGAAACAGUUAUAAAUGGGUUGUACUUAUAGGGACAGGUGCCCUUAUUGGUAUUUUAACUGCUUGUUUAGAUUAUCUAUACAAAUGGUUGACGGAUCUGAAAGGUGGAUACUGCAAUGAAGGAGCUUAUAUGACCUACACAAAUUGUUGUAAGGGUAUAAGGGAAGGUGAUGUGUGUGAUAAUUGGAAACAGUGGGAUCAAGUGAUACAUAUUGAUAAAAACACGGCUGGUAGCUUUAUUUACAAAUAUUUUCUUUAUUUGACCACCUCUUUGAUAUUGGCCAUCUCAACUGCUUUUGUUGUUAAGGAUUCAUCAUUUAUUAAGACUUCAGGUAUCUCUGAAGCAAAGACAAUCAUUAGCGGGCUAAUUAUUAAGGAUUUCUUGAGUUUUAAAACAUUAUUGGUUAAAUUUAUUGGUCUAACAUUGAUUGUUAGUUCAGGUAUGUGGGUAGGUAAAGAAGGUCCCUUAGUUCAUAUUUCAUGUUGUUGCGCAAAUAUUUCAAUCAAGGCUUUUCCAAGUUUGGAUCAUAAUGAAGCUAUAAGGAGAGAAUUACUGCUGGCAGCAACAGCAGCAGGUAUAUCAGUAGCAUUCAAUGCACCAAUUGGUGGUGUUUUGUUUACAUUUGAGCAAAUGAGCUCUUACUUCAAUGCUAGUGAUAAAAUGUGGAGUUCUUUUGUUUGUGCAAUGGCCGGGGUUGUGAUAUUAAACACAUUUAAAGAAGGUGUCGACAUUUUAGUCACAAUGGAGAACCAAUGGUUAAGUAUUGAAAUGUUUGGGUUUGUAUUACUAGGUGUUCUUGGUGGGAUAUAUGGUGCAGUGUUCAACAGAUUGAAUAUGUGGUUUGCCAAUCUUAGACAAAAAUAUAUUAGUUCAAAAGGAAUCAAUUAUGAGAUUUUAGAGAUUAUAGGUUUGUCACUUGUCACUUCUGUUUUAACUUAUCCAUUGAUCUUCCCCAGAUUACCUCUGACAACUUUAAUCACUAGGCUGUACAAAGAUUGUGAAGAAGGGGAUUCUAAUAUUGUUGGUGGGUUAUGUGGUAACAGUGAAGGUUUUACAUUAUUAGUUUUCACAGGUAUUAUUGCUGUUUUCUUGACUUCUUAUACAUUUGGUACAUUUAUUCCUGCUGGUGUUUUGAUGCCAUCACUAGCCAUUGGUGCUAUUGUUGGGAGAUUAUUAGGUAUCGUUUUCGAAAAGAUUCAAAAUGCAAACCCAGUUUUGUCAUCAUUAUGUGAGAGGUCAAGCAGAUUGUGUAUAUCUCCAGGUGCUUAUGCUGUUGUUGGAUCUGCUGCAUUUUUGACUGGUGUUACCAAGAUGACAGUGUGGGUUGUGGUUACAGUUUUUGAGCUCACAGGUGCACUAACAUAUGUCUUACCGAUCAUGAUCACUGUAUUGGUUGCUAGAUGGACUAAUGAUAAGUUUGAUGAGAAAAGUUGCUAUGAUUUAUGGAUCAAGUUUUUUGGAUACCCUUACUUGACUGAAGUGCAAAAGCCAUUACCUUUAAUUAAGAGUGGGACAUUCAUGUCACCCUAUGAGAAAGUUGAAGCUAUUUUUCUUGAAGACCAGAUCACUAUCGCCGCGCUUGAAUCGGUGUUGGAGUAUCCUUAUCAAGGUGUACCGGUACUGACAAGUAGAGAUGAACCAAAGUUGAUUGGAUGGCUACCUAUUUGUGAUUUACGGUAUGAAUUUGAAAAAAUAAGAGGGAUCACUGGUAUUUCCUCAGAUCAAAAAGUUUCAUUGGUUAAAGAAGAUGAUGAUGGGAACGAUGAUAAAUAUCCAAUGCAUCACCUGUUGGAAACAAAUUACAUCAAUUUAAGCCCGGACUUACCACUCCCAACACUUGUUGAGUAUUUCUUCAAGCUAAAACCAAGAUAUGUUUUAUUUUGUAAGAAUGGUGUUUUCAAAGGUUUAGUGACUUUGAAAGAUAUCUCAGAGAUAGCUGAACGAAGCACUGAUGAA